CACGUCAUGAACACCACAUCACAGACCCAUGUGUAUAAAUAUAACCCGUACAUUAAAAAUGUUCAAUCACUUUUGAAAUAUCGAACUUGCGGAUUCUAAAGGUUGUGGCAAUAAUAUAACUUGGACAUAGUUUGAAACCACCGGUAUAUCACCACACCUUACAACUAUCAUGGGAUUGUUUUUAUCUAAAAUUGUCAAUCUAAUCGGUAACUGGGACACAAAAGCGCGAAUUGUGAUGCUAGGAUUGGAUGCCGCAGGAAAAACUACUGUUUUAUAUAAAAUAAAAUUGAACGAAACUGUGACGACGAUACCAACUAUUGGGUUUAACGUAGAGACUGUGAAACCAAAGCCUGGGCUAGAGUUUACUGUAUGGGAUGUGGGUGGUCAAGAAAAAAUACGAGCUUUAUGGAGGCACUACUACACUAACACGGACGGUUUGAUAUUCAUAGUUGACAGUGCUGACAGAACACGAUUUAGUGAAGCUAAGGAAGAAUUAUUCGCAAUAGUGCAAAGUGAUGAGAUGGCGAGAGGAAUACCAGUUGUCAUAUUUGCAAAUAAACAAGACUUGCCAGGUGCGUGCUCCCCGGCAGAAGUUAUUGACGGUCUAGGUUUGCGACAACUGCGUGACAAUCCCUGGCAUAUACAGGGCACCGUGGCCACGAACGGGGGCGGUAUAUACGAGGGAUUCAGUGAAUUAGCUGACAUGGUCAAAACAUACAAACGAGGGAAAUAACAUCCUAUAAGUCCAUCGUAAUUUAUAUAUUUUUAUAUUAAACUAUGUUCAGGUUUUCGGCCAAGCCACACACUCCUAUGCGAACUUGCCUUGCUUUGUAAUGUCAUGUUAUUUGAUUUCUCAACAGUCCAUAGUGCAGAGUCACAUAGAAUACUUUUAAAGUAAAUAUUUAACGCAUUUUUGAAUUUAGAUAUGUUGUUUUUCAUUUGGGACCAUUUGUUAGUAUAAAUUCUAUUUUAAAAACAUAGUAAAAUGACAUUCUUCUAGACGGAAGAAUUGUAUACAUACCUGUUUUAAAUGAACCAUGUACUCCGGAUCUCAAGGACAUUUUAAACCGAAUAAUUAACGCAGGUUUACUGCACAGGUUUACAUUUUGUUGAGCAGUAGAUCUUCACUUAGAUUGGUGUCCUGCUUCAGGUGGGGCCAAGGUUCAACACAGAUUGGGCAAUA
Molecule: messenger RNA, 1183 nt
Organism: Saccoglossus kowalevskii
Lineage: Eukaryota; Metazoa; Hemichordata; Enteropneusta; Harrimaniidae
Molecular function (GO): GTPase activity; GTP binding
Source: RefSeq, a predicted model, not a curated record